UAAUUAUUCUCAUCUUAAACAGGACAAAGUGUCCAAACACACCGAAAAACUCCUGGUGAAGCAGCUGAGAUCCACGUGACAUACUUUUAUAAAGAUGGCGUUUAUUAAAGAGGAGAGUGAAGACAUGACGAUUGAAGAAGCGUUCAGAGUCAAACGAGAAGAUAUUGAGACACAAAGAAAGAUGGUGUUUAUUAAAGAGGAGAGUGAAGACAAGAAGAUUGAAGAAACAUUCAGAGUCAAACAUGAAGAUACUGAGGAACAAACAGACCUGAAAGACAAAAGUGAAGAACUAAAUGAAGUGGAAGACAAAGAUCAGUAUGAGAAACAUGAUUUUACUGGAGAAAGUUUGUUUAGUUGCUCACAAACUAAACAGAAUUCACAAAAGAGAGCUCAAAAGACAGGACAUUUCAUCUGCCAACAAUGUGGAAAGAGUUUCACUAAAAAAGAAACCCUUAAAGUUCACAUGAGAAUUCACACCGGAGAGAAGCCUUACACCUGCCAGCAGUGUGGAAAAAGUUUCAUUAAAAGUGGAACACUUCAAAGGCACGUUAGAAUUCACACUGGAGAGAAACCUUACACCUGCCAACAGUGUGGAAAGAGUUUUACUGAAAGAGGAAACU
This is a messenger RNA of Sinocyclocheilus rhinocerous, 620 nucleotides long. RefSeq names its product oocyte zinc finger protein XlCOF6-like. Lineage: Eukaryota; Metazoa; Chordata; Actinopteri; Cypriniformes; Cyprinidae. The transcript is spliced from 2 exons. Gene Ontology annotation, molecular function: DNA-binding transcription factor activity, RNA polymerase II-specific; RNA polymerase II cis-regulatory region sequence-specific DNA binding. The annotation marks the transcript as partial. Gene Ontology annotation, biological process: regulation of transcription by RNA polymerase II. The record is from RefSeq and is a predicted model, not a curated record.